This is a messenger RNA of Capronia epimyces CBS 606.96, 855 nucleotides long. RefSeq names its product glycosylphosphatidylinositol transamidase. Bases 1 to 855 code for a protein of 284 amino acids. NCBI's taxonomy places the organism in Eukaryota, Fungi, Ascomycota, Eurotiomycetes, Chaetothyriales, Herpotrichiellaceae. The record is from RefSeq and is a predicted model, not a curated record. Gene Ontology annotation, cellular component: membrane. The transcript is spliced from 5 exons. Gene Ontology annotation, molecular function: serine-type endopeptidase activity.
AUGGCAGCCCCCAGAAUAACCACCAACAACCUGAGUCUGCCUCUCCCGACGCGCCUCAUCAACAUAUCCCGCUUGCGCUCCUACCUCUUCCGACUCCCGCUUUUCACGCGCCUCAUUCUGCUCGCCAUUGUCGCGUUCUGGGUCCUCGAACUCCAGAGUGUGUGGAGCGUGAUUCAGUGGGGUUCCCUGACCCCUAAAGAAAUAGGCUUCGGAAGCAUGUACAGGCUGAACACGUUUGCUCUGAUACACACGGGCUUUUGGCAUAUGUUGUUGGACACGGUAUGCUUGAUACCUUUGCUCGAAAGGUUCGAGGCCGAAUGGGGGACAUUGAACAGCCUGGCGCUUUUCAUGGGCCCGCUGGGCCAAAUACCCGCGGGAAUAUAUUUGUUACUGGACGGCGUUAUCCUUCGAGACAAUACACCAGUCCUUGGUGCUAGUAUAUGGGUGUUCCUUCUGCUGGCGUCUGAGGCGAUCAAAACAUACAAGACCAAUCCUUAUAUCGAGAUUUCCGGUUACAAGAUACCGACCUGGAUUUCGCCUCUGGCCAUUUUGGUGGUCACAUCUGUGUUGAUCCCCAACGCAUCAUUUCUUGGUCAUUUGUCCGGCUGUAUCACAGGAUAUGUCUGGGGUCUAGGGUACAUUCGAUUCCUUGCCCCUCCAGAACGAGUUCUCCGCUGGAUCGAAGGGAAACUCAACCUAUUGGGCAGGUUGCCACAUUACGUCUCGGUGGACCAAAAGACCUACGGCCGAUAUGGUGUACUUCCCUCCAGUUCGACCAGUGGACCUGGUGAGCAUGUGAGUCCUAUCGGCCUAGGCUGGGUGGGAGGUGCCAGCGGACAAAGGCUUGGGCCUUAG